Helianthus annuus (common sunflower) is the source of this 639-nucleotide messenger RNA. RefSeq lists its product as uncharacterized. Bases 1 to 639 code for a protein of 212 amino acids. Lineage: Eukaryota; Viridiplantae; Streptophyta; Magnoliopsida; Asterales; Asteraceae. The record is from RefSeq and is a predicted model, not a curated record. The transcript has a single exon.
AUGACUGGAAAAGACAAAGAAGAUUCAGGAUCUAAAUCGGUUACGACCGACCAGAAAGCUCUUCACCCGAUUUAUUCGGUGACGAAGAUUCAAAACAAAGUUCGAACCCUAGACGGUGUCAAGGUUACCUACACUUCGUGGGUAAAGCUCUUCAAACUUCAUGCAAAAGGCUAUGAAGUACUCGACCACAUCGACGGUGCGGAACCCCCAUCAAAAGAUGACGACAGUUACGACUCUUGGGUCAAGAUCGACGCGAUUGUGUUGCAGUGGAUCUAUGGUACGUUGUCCGAUGAUCUUUUGGUUCGAAUCCUCGACUAUGAAACCACAGCCCAGCAAGCUUGGAACAAGAUUCAAACGAUUUUUCAAAACAAUAAAAACUCACGGGCAUCGUCUCUUAUGCAUGCAUUUACAACAACCACGUUGGCCUCCUGUUCGUCGCUCAAUGAUUACUUUCAAAAGCUCAAAGACAUCGCCGAACAACUCAGCGAUGUAGACCAAUCCGUCACAGAAUCAAGACUUGUGCUUCAAAUGGUUCAAGGCCUUCCACCGGAGUUUGAUACCACUGCCCAGUUCAUCAAUCAGUCCAACACUACGUGGGAUGAUGCUCGGGAUAUGAUCGACCGGGAACAGCGCAGAUAA